This is a messenger RNA of Portunus trituberculatus (swimming crab), 2980 nucleotides long. RefSeq names its product trichohyalin-like. The coding region runs from base 153 to 2426 and encodes 757 amino acids. NCBI's taxonomy places the organism in Eukaryota, Metazoa, Arthropoda, Malacostraca, Decapoda, Portunidae. The record is from RefSeq and is a predicted model, not a curated record. The transcript is spliced from 10 exons.
AUCUAACAAACCACCUCAUUAGGACAUUUAAACACCCCGCCUCUCACUCACUCAGCUGUUAUCUCACUCUCCCUAUCUCUUCCUCCCUCGAUGUUGACAGAAGGUUCCCCACACACCUGCUACACACCUGGUCACUGCCACACCUGCACAUAAUGAGUGGAAGGACGAGACCCAAGCACCUGCAGAUUUUAACACCUGAGGAGGAGCUGGAAAACCUGAAGAACGAGGUUGGCGUCCUUCACCGUGCUGUGGAGAGCAAGAGUGCUGCCGUGGGCAUCCUGAGGGCGGAGCUGCAGGAGUGCCAGAAGGAGAGGGACAAGUUCCGGACGCUGGCUGAGCAGGGCGGCGGCACAGCACUGCACCGGCCCCCUGCCCUGGUGCCGGGGAAGGCAGCGUUGGGUGAUCCCGGCCGCUCUGCAAUGUUGAGUGGGGCGGACGGCACUCUGGCCCAGCUGCUGUGUCAGGCCAAGGAGGAAAACCGUAUGUUGAGACAGGAGGCCACGGAACUGAGGUGUCGCCUGCACGAUGCCCAGGCUGAUACCAAGGUGCUGCGGGAGGAGGUGCAGCGUUGGCGUGGGGGCGGGGAGGGUCGGCGCGGCAGCCAGGCUAACACAGCACUCACCCAGCUGGCACUACAGGAGCGGGAGCAGUUUAUAUCGCAGAUGGAGGAGCUAAGUGCCAAGUGCCAGGCGUUGGAGGGGGACGUGAGGGGGCUGGUGGAGGAACGAGAGGAGCUGGUGAGGGAACUGGACGCAACUCACCAUAAACUUCAUCGUCUUAAUUAUAUUCUGAACACUCUCCUCAACUCCCCUCACCACUCGGCCACUACAGCUCCCCCAAAGCGUAUUGUUGACCUUGACGGCAUUAUUACUGAGAACAGGUACUUACAGCAGAGACUCAAGCAGGCUGAGGAGGAGGUUACUCUAGCCAGGAGCAACUCUUUCAAAUACAAGUCAGCCCUGGAGAGGUGUCGGUCGCAGGGAUCCGUCAAGCUCGGCACCUCAGAGAACCUCAUUGUCACCCCAAAGCAAGUGAGUGAGCUGCUGCAGGAGUACCGUGGGGAGGUGGGUGGCCUGGCGGAGAGUGACCUGCGCUCCCUGUGUGUGGCGCUGGUGGAUGCCCUGGGCCAGCGCUCCAGGGCCCUGCGCACACAACGCUCUGCUAACAGAGUCCUCGUCAACCGCGUGAACGAACUGGAGCGACGACUGAUAGACCAGAGCAACCACGGGGUAAAAGCCAGCAUGGAGAGCGAGCAGGAAGGAGAGGAGGCCACGACGGAGCUCCCACUGGCCACACAGGAGCUGAUGGAAGGGUACACGCCCCCUGCCGGUCGAGGAGGCCUGGCGUGGGUGAAGGAGGAGGAUGUAUCUCGUGACCCAAGGCUAUCAAAGUUCCUGGGACGUUUUUCCUCUCAGCUUCCUGUGCAGAGAGAGAAUGGUGAUGGCGGAGACACAGAGACACAGGGGACAGUGGAACAAGACACAUGUGAGAAGGACAUGAGCAACGGACAGCAAGACAAGGAGGAAAGCACAGACAUGAUAAAUGGUAAGGAAAGUGAAAAGAUGAAUGAAAAAAGCGAUAAAAAGAUUAACGAUACCAAGACUCACAAAGGAAUUAUUAGAGAGGAAGAAGAGGAGGAGGAGGAAGAGGAGGAGGAGGAGGAGGAGGAGGGUGAAGAAGAUGUCCCUCUCCUUGAAGACUCUCACCAGCCUCAGAGACCAGUUGAGGAUGACCUGGAGGAGAUCGUGCCUCUGGACCAACUAGAUGCAUACAUUAAAGAAAUGCAAAUGAACAGACGACGCUCAGCUCACAAAGGCAAGGCAGAGAAGAAGAACACGAAGAAUGAAGUGGCAGAAAAUGAACAAAAGAAUGAACAAACCAACCUGCAGGAAACUGAGAAUGUAGAUCGAGGAAGUAGAGAGACAGUGAGGCACGAAAAUGGACAGAGGAAAGCGAAUAAAGGGGAGAAAAAGGAGACUAGAGAAAACGAACAGGAAGGAGGUGAGAGGAAGAGAGGAGAGGCAGAGGGAGAGACAACAGAAACAGAGAAGAAAAACGACACAAAACAAGAAACACACGAUACAAGAAAUGAAAAACAAACGGCGAAUCAAGACACAUUCGAGAAAAACACCAAAGAAGAAGAGGAUGAUGACGAUGAUGAUGAGAGUAUUGACUUGGAUCUCAGCGACUACGACAGCGACAACGACAACUUGGAUCUGGCGCUGAGGGAAUGGAAGAACGACUGUGGAGGGAAGGUUGGCGGGGAGGUGUCUUCACCAGCAAGGGGAGGGAAGAGGGAGGGAUUCAAACUGUGGAGGAAAGAGAAAAAGAGUAGCGAUGAUCUGGAGCUCCCGUCGGCCCUCCAGGCGCUUCUUGACAAGGCAACGGUGGCGGCAAAGAUGGAUGACGCUGGGUGGACGACGUGAGAGUGAAAUAUCUCAGGGUAGUUUAAAAAGUUGUGGUUUUAUGUUUUUUUAAUUUUUCAUUUAAUGAUUCCUCAGGUUGUGCUAUUGUUGUUAUUUGUCUUGUAUACAGUUAAGCAUUAUAAACACACAUUUUACAUAUCAGUUACUUCUUUUCUCUUUAACACACACACACAAACGUACACACUCUUUCUCCCUAUUAAACAAAACACAAGCACUGUUAAACUACUACUUUUCCUAACUCUGCCCAGUACACACCUCAAAUAUGUACACAAAAUUAUUAACACACACAUACACACACCAUUAACUCACAGCAAAUCCUCAUAAAAUGCCCAUAACUCAUAACCAAUCCUCAUAAACUUAACAGUACAGAAAGCUGACAAAUGAAUGAUAGUCUUGCUUUUCCAGCCAGGAUAGGCACUUCCAAUGAGGUGCUUUCAUUAAUUUCCUUGCCCUUAGAAUGGAGGCUCUCAAAACACACUUCACUACACCAGCACAGCCUUGAGUCUUGUAAUGUUGAGGUCACAGCACCAGGGAGUCUGACAACAUCGUGAACC